AUAAAAUCAUAGAGAACAUGACGAUGACAAAUAAGCAAAUUCGGUUCUUGGAUAAUACUAUAGAUUGUGUAUUCAGAGAAGCGAGAGAGGAAGACAGAGAAAAAGGUAUGAGUUUUCGACUUCGUUGUUCUUGUGGCCGAUUCGUCUUCUGGAUUUAGGGUUUCAGAUGGCUCGUACUAAGCAAACUGCUCGUAAGUCUACUCGUGGAAAGGCCCCUAGGAAACAGCUUGCUACCAAGGCUGCACGUAAGUGUGCUCCAACCACUGGUGGAGUCAAGAAGCCCCAUCGUUACCGUCCUGGAACUGUUGCUCUUCGGUAUCUCAUCUCUUUUUCUUUACCCCAUAUAUAUAUAUAUAUCAUUGAUUUGACAAAACUCUGGUUCUUGUUCUUGAUGGACAAUGAGAUCCGUAAGUACCAGAAGAGUACCGAGUUGCUCAUCAGGAAGCUCCCUUUCCAGAGGCUUGUUCGUGAGAUCGCCCAGGAUUUCAAGACUGAUCUGCGUUUCCAGAGCCAUGCUGUUCUUGCACUCCAGGAGGCUGCAGAAGCGUAUCUUGUGGGUCUCUUUGAGGACACUAACCUCUGCGCCAUUCAUGCCAAACGUGUCACCAUUAUGCCUAAAGACAUUCAACUCGCCCGCAGGAUCAGAGGAGAACGUGCUUAAGUGUUGGGGGACCUGGUUCGUGAGUUGUGAAUGUGGUUGUUCUUAAUAGCUAGAUGGGUAUAUUAGAUAAUGGCUUUAAAACCUUUUGGUUGGUAGGAGACUUGAAAACAAUGAUGGUUGUUUUUUCUCAUUUCAAUCGUCUUGCCGGGUUAUGAUUUGCUAUGUGAUUUAGCUCUGAUUUGAGA
Messenger RNA from Brassica oleracea var. oleracea, 846 nucleotides. RefSeq names its product histone H3-like. Gene Ontology annotation, cellular component: nucleosome. The transcript has 4 exons. Gene Ontology annotation, molecular function: structural constituent of chromatin; DNA binding; protein heterodimerization activity. The record is from RefSeq and is a predicted model, not a curated record. The coding region runs from base 167 to 661 and encodes 164 amino acids. NCBI's taxonomy places the organism in Eukaryota, Viridiplantae, Streptophyta, Magnoliopsida, Brassicales, Brassicaceae.